AUGUCUCAAGAUCUCGGAAACUCUCAGACGGCUCAGGAAUUUAUUGCAUCUCAACUCGAGCUCGAGAAAGAAGCUCGAGAGGCACUUCCGUACCAAUUCGACACAUGCACAAAACCUCUGGGUCCGCUGAGGCAGGCUAUCUUUGCUUGUCUGACCUGUAAUCCUCCCUCGGGCUCUGAUGAUAAAUCGCACACCUCGGCCGCUGUAUGCUACUCAUGCGGCAUCUCCUGUCAUGGCGAACAUGAACUCGUCGAGCUCUUCACCAAACGUAACUUUGUAUGCGACUGCGGCACCACCAGAGUACCCUCAUCCGCUCCAUGCACUCUCCGGAUCAACGAGUCUACUAGCCAGAAGGGCAGUGUAACUGGCGAAACUCCUGCAGAGAACAACAAAUACAACCACAACUUUUCUGGCCGCUUCUGUGGAUGUGGAGAACCGUACGAUCCUGAGAAAGAGAAGGGUACCAUGUUCCAGUGCUUAGGUCUGGGCACGAUUGAAGAUGGCGGCUGUGGAGAGGAUUGGUGGCAUCCUGAAUGUCUUAUGGGCUUACCGAGAGUUCAGCCAACUGAUGCUGCUCCCAAGGAAGAGAAGGAAGAGCCGAAGCAGACUGCUCAAGACGAAGAAGCUACUGCACAGCCCGUCGAGGAGCAAGAAGAUGUCGAUGAGGCACCUUUGCCGCCUGGCUUCCCUGCCGAGGAUGACUUUGAUCACUUGAUCUGCUACAAAUGUGUCAACUCAUUCCCAUGGAUCAAGCAAUACGCUGGUCAGGAAGGUUUCCUCGGUCCUGUCUACUACAAACAACCUUCAGAGAGGACAGACGACGACACUAUAGCUGAAGAGCCCCUCAAGGAUGCAGCUCUGUCACCGUCGACCGAGAGCAAGAAGAGAAGCGCAGAGACCGACUCGGAAGCGCCCACGUCUAAGAAGACCAAGGUCGAGUCUGAGGAUGGCGUUCAAGGAAAUGUCACAUCUGACCCUACGAAUACAACAACUGCAGACAAUGCUCCUCUACACGCUAAACUGUCUGCAGCUCCAUCCGGAACCUUCUCCCUUUUCCUCAAAGAAGACUUCCGCUCACACAUCUGCCGCUGCCCCUCUUGCUUCCCGAACCUCAAACCUCAUCCCCAACUCCUCGAAGAGGAAGAAGCCUACGAACCUCCUGUUUCAGAAAGCGACAACCAAGAAGCACAGAACGGACAUGGUGGCAGUGUUGGCUCAGGAAGCACAUAUGAGCGUGGCGAAGCUCUGCUCAGCAAUAUGGAUCGUGUGAAGGCCAUCGAGGGCGUCAUGGUCUACAACCAUCUACGUGACAAGGUCAAGGCUUUCUUGCAGCCAUUCGCUGAGAGUGGGCAGGCUGUGGGUGCAGAAGAUAUUAAGGCCUAUUUCGAGAAGUUGAGAGGUGAUGAGGAAGGUAUCAGGCUUGCUGGUGCAGGCGCUGGCGCU
Aureobasidium melanogenum CBS 110374 is the source of this 1443-nucleotide messenger RNA. RefSeq lists its product as uncharacterized. The record is from RefSeq and is a predicted model, not a curated record. The annotation marks the transcript as partial. Lineage: Eukaryota; Fungi; Ascomycota; Dothideomycetes; Dothideales; Saccotheciaceae. Gene Ontology annotation, cellular component: cytoplasm. Gene Ontology annotation, molecular function: ubiquitin protein ligase activity; zinc ion binding. The transcript has a single exon.